Molecule: messenger RNA, 444 nt
Organism: Osmia lignaria (orchard mason bee)
Lineage: Eukaryota; Metazoa; Arthropoda; Insecta; Hymenoptera; Megachilidae
Source: RefSeq, a predicted model, not a curated record
CGGUGACCCGGAAAUAUUAUUUAAUACUUCACUGAAAGCUCGCGAUAUAAAAAUUCCCAUCAUUUAUAUGUAAUUUAAACGCAAACGUUUAUUAUAAAGAAAUGAAAAUAUUGUGGCUAUUACUUUUCGUGACAUGGAUGAUAAUAACGACGGAAACUGGCGAAAUAUUUGCUAAGGAACAGAAAGGUAUCUUGAAAGAACUUUCGAACGCUAUAUCGAACAAAGUUGAUCGCUCUAACAGAGAGAAACAAAUAAACAAAGGAUUUGAAUGGAUACUUCAAUGUGUAAACGUACUAGGACAAGUGGACAAUUUCAUUUCCGACAGAACGAAGAACAUCGUUCACAAAUUACACUUAAUUUAUAACGACAAUGAUGAAGAUACGUACAGAAAUCUGAAUUAACUUAAAUGAUAUUUGUUGAAAUUAAAAGUUUUUAUAAAAAAAA